Molecule: messenger RNA, 3408 nt
Organism: Tribolium madens (black flour beetle)
Lineage: Eukaryota; Metazoa; Arthropoda; Insecta; Coleoptera; Tenebrionidae
Product: valine--tRNA ligase
Exons: 9
Coding region: 90-3233 (1047 amino acids)
Biological process (GO): valyl-tRNA aminoacylation
Cellular component (GO): cytosol; cytoplasm
Molecular function (GO): valine-tRNA ligase activity; aminoacyl-tRNA deacylase activity; ATP binding
Source: RefSeq, a predicted model, not a curated record
UUAAAAAAAAAUCGUUUCAGCAAUUUUAAGGUUAUCGCAGGCUGACUUUUGACGUCACGUCUCCUGUCAAAAUUUCACAACGUGCUAAGAUGUGUGACGAAGCAGUGCUCCAAAAUGGGGACUUGGCCCCCCCGAAGACUGCCAAACAAUUGGAAAAAGAAGCAAAGAAACAAGCAAAAUUGGACAAGUUGAAGCAAAAAUUGGAAAAGCAACAAAACGCUGCGCCGAAGAAGGAGACCGAGAAAAAAGAAAAGAAGAAGGAAGUUAAGGAGGCUGCGGUUUAUAGUAUACCGACACCGGAGGGUGACAAGAAGGAUAUUGCUAAUGCUUUGCCUGAUGCCUACAGUCCGCAGUUCGUAGAGGCGGCGUGGUAUCCCUGGUGGGAAAAAAAGGGGUUUUUCAAACCAGAAUAUGGGAGAAAGUCAGUGGGUGAGCCCAACCCCAAAGGCAAAUUCGUGAUCGUAAUUCCACCUCCAAACGUCACCGGUUCGCUCCAUUUAGGCCACGCAUUGACCAAUGCGAUUCAAGACUCCAUUGUUCGAUGGCAUAGAAUGAGAGGUGAGACGACUCUGUGGAACCCCGGUUGUGACCACGCCGGAAUUGCCACUCAAGUCGUCGUAGAAAAAAAAUUAUGGAGAGAUGAGAAAAAAACGCGACACGAUAUCGGACGUGAAGGGUUCAUUAGCAAAGUGUGGGAAUGGAAAGAAGAAAAAGGGGACCGUAUUUACCACCAGUUGAAAAAACUGGGCUCUUCAUUCGACUGGGACCGCGCCCAGUUCACGAUGAACCCCCGCCUGUCUCGUGCAGUAACCGAAGCAUUCGUGCGUUUGCACGAAGAAGGCUACAUCUAUCGCGCCAAUAGAUUAGUAAACUGGUCUUGCACUCUCAAAUCGGCUAUUUCCGACAUCGAAGUCGACAAAAUUGAAAUUCCGGGACGUACAUUCUUGUCAGUCCCCGGCUACGAUGAGAAAAUCGAGUUUGGGGUUUUAGUAUCUUUUGCUUAUAAAAUCGACGGUUCGGAUGAGAUAAUCGUAGUGGCUACGACCCGAAUCGAGACGAUGUUAGGCGAUACAGCCGUGGCGGUGCAUCCCGAAGACGCCCGAUACAAACAUUUGCACGGCAAACAAGUGAUUCACCCGUUCUGCGACCGGAAAUUGCCGAUCGUGCUCGACGAGUUCGUUGAAAGGGAUUUCGGGACAGGAGCGGUGAAAAUCACGCCUGCGCAUGACCCUAAUGAUUAUGAAGUGGGGAAGAGGCAUAAUUUGCCCUUUAUCACGAUUUUUGACGAUAAAGGGUACAUUUGUGGCGAUUACGGGAAAUUUACGGGAAUGAAGCGUUUCCAAGCUAGGAAAGCCGUGAUCGAGGAGUUGAAACAGUUGGGUUUGUAUGUUGAGACGAAGAAUAAUCCGAUGGUGGUGCCGGUGUGUAGUCGCAGCAAGGAUAUUAUCGAGCCCAUGUUGAAGCCCCAAUGGUACGUUAAGUGUGAUGAAAUGGCAGCGAAAGCAGUGGAAGCUGUCAAUUCGGGUGAAUUGAAGAUUAUUCCCGAGAUGCAUAUCAAAACGUGGCAUUAUUGGAUGAAUGGGAUUAGGGAUUGGUGUAUUUCGAGACAGUUGUGGUGGGGGCAUCGAAUCCCGGCCUAUUAUGCAACGUUGAAGAGUCAAGGGGGCAAACCGGGCUCUGAUGCCGAUGACCAUUCUCGUUGGAUCUCCGGUCGCACGGAAGCCGAAGCCCGUGAUAAAGCCGCCAAACUGUUCAACACCACACCCGACGACGUCAUCCUCACCCAAGACGAGGACGUCCUCGACACGUGGUUUUCCUCCGGUCUCUUCCCAUUCUCCAUCUUCGGAUGGCCUGACGAAACGGAAGAUUUGCGCAUCUUCUACCCAACAUCGCUCCUCGAGACCGGCCACGACAUUCUCUUCUUCUGGGUGGCAAGAAUGGUGUUUUUCGGACAGAAACUCCUCGGGAAACUCCCGUUCAAGGAAGUUUACUUACAUCCGAUUGUCCGGGACGCACACGGUCGCAAAAUGAGUAAAUCCCUGGGGAAUGUCAUCGACCCGAUGGACGUCAUCAAGGGAAUAACUCUGGAAGAGUUGCACCAGCAGUUGUAUGGGAGUAAUUUGGACCCGAGUGAGAUUGAGAAGGCCAAAGCCGGGCAAAAACGGGAUUAUCCUGAAGGUAUCCCUGAAUGUGGGACUGACGCACUCAGAUUCGCCUUGUGCGCUAUGUGUUCCGGACGAGACAUCAAUUUGGAUAUUUUACGAGUGCAGGGAUAUAGAUUUUUCUGUAAUAAAAUAUGGAAUGCGACGAAAUUCGCACUGACAUAUUUCAGUGAUGAUUUUCAAGCUCCGACAAGUGGGGAGCUUGUAGGUAAUGAAAAAGUGAUGGAUUUGUGGAUGUUGAGUCGCUUAGCGGCCGCCGUCAGGGAUGCCAAUCACGGGUUUUUGCACUACGAGUUUCCUACUGCCACUACCGCCAUCUACAAUGUCUGGCUUUAUGAGCUUUGCGACGUCUACUUGGAAUAUUUGAAACCGAUAUUUGCAAGUGGUGAUGAAGCAACGAAAAAAACCGCCCAAGUGACACUUUACAGGGCUUUGGAGGUCGGUUUACGCCUCCUUUCGCCCUUCAUGCCUUUUAUCACCGAAGAGUUGUACCAGAGGUUGCCUCGACCCAAAGAAAUUCGCGACAACAUUCCAAGUAUUUGUGUUUGUCCGUAUCCCGAACCUGAAGAUUGUCCCUGGAGGAACGAAACGCUGGAACAUGAAGUUGAUUUUGUGCAAAAGGUGGCCAAGGCAAUCAGGUCGGCGCGGAGUGACUACAAUUUGCCAAACAAAACCAAAACCGAAGCUUAUCUGCAGUGCAGCGACUCGGCGACCGAGACAACCCUCACCAAGUUCAUCCCAGCCCUACAAACGCUGUCUUACUGUUCGAAAAUCGGUGUUAACGAGCAAGCGCCCCCAGGAUGCGCCAUCAUCACCGUCUCGGACAAAUGCCAAGUCAACUUACUGCUCAAAGGAUUGAUCGAACCGGCGAAAGAAAUCGCCAAAAUCGAGAAAAAACUGGACUUUUUGCAAGGCACCAAAAACAAAUUGAACCAAGCGAUGAGUGCGGCUGAUUAUGCGACCAAAGUACCACCCGAAGUCCAACAAACCAAUAGCGAAAAGUUGGCACAGACCAUUGUGGAAUUCGAGAGAUUGCAAACUGCAAUCGAAGCUUUAAAAUUGAUGGAAUAAAGUGAUUUUGCUUUAGUAAUUUAUUUCAGUUUAUUUAUUUGUAGUGUAGGUGGUGAUUGUAAAUAAGGUUACGAGGCAUUUACAAUUUAAUCAGGUGAAUAUACAAUUGUUACAAUCACAGUAUUAUAGCUUAGCCUAUUUUAAGUUCAGACAUAAUAAACUUUUCCAAUUUUAA